This is a messenger RNA of Pogona vitticeps (central bearded dragon), 1969 nucleotides long. Its product is annotated as very long chain fatty acid elongase 4. Gene Ontology annotation, cellular component: endoplasmic reticulum membrane. Gene Ontology annotation, molecular function: fatty acid elongase activity. The record is from RefSeq and is a predicted model, not a curated record. Gene Ontology annotation, biological process: fatty acid elongation, monounsaturated fatty acid; sphingolipid biosynthetic process; very long-chain fatty acid biosynthetic process. NCBI's taxonomy places the organism in Eukaryota, Metazoa, Chordata, Lepidosauria, Squamata, Agamidae.
AGUUCAGCCUCUUGUCACAACCUUAGUUCAAGGGCAGAAGUGAGGUGAUAGAAAUGUUGUGUUUUAGCAACUCCUUUGCUCCAAAUCAAAGAACGGUGGAGGCUCCAGGGCCUGCAGCUCCUGCCCCUUUGUGACGGAAAAGGCCUGUCCAGAAGACCAAAGAGGCUGCUGUGUAAGAGGUGCCCUCUGUAACAGAAGAGUCUGCAAUGCAGCAUCUAUAAAAGAAGAGAUUGCUUCCAGCUUUUCACUUUGCCAUCUGCAGUGACUGCCUGGAGACUGUAUCUUGCCGGAAAGUGAGAAGAACCUUUUUUCAUAAGAUCUUAUGUGGACCAAACACAUUCUUUGGAAGAAAGAAGACAGGUGAACAGAUAGAAGACUCAAGCUGUGGGACUUUGAAGUUGGCCAGACAAAAUUGAAAAGAAUUUGCUAUGGCAUUGGCUUGGAAGAACACCCAAGAAUUCUACUACUGGGCCAUUGAAAAUGGAGAUCCAAGGACAGAUCCCUGGCCACUGGUUUACUCUCCAGUUCCAGUCAUUCUCAUCUUUAUUCUGUACCUCAUCAUUGUGGCAGUAGGGCCCCGUAUUAUGCAGCAGAGGAAGCCACUGAGGCUGAAGGGCUUCCUUGCGAUUUAUAACCUGUCAGUGGUGCUGCUGUCAGUGUAUAUGUUCUACGAGUUCCUGAUGACAUCACUCUUGGCCAACUACAGCUAUCUGUGCCAACCAGUGGACUACAGCUGGAGUGAUCUUGGAAUGCGGAUGGCAGGCGUGUGCUGGUGGUUCUUCUUUUCCAAAGUCAUUGAACUGCUUGACAAGGUUUUCUUUAUCUUGCGGAAAAAGAAUGAUCAAGUGACUUUUCUACAUGUCUACCAUCAUGGCACCAUGCUGUUCAACUGGUGGGCUGGUGUCAAAUAUGUGCCUGGAGGACAAGCCUUCUUUAUUGGGAUGGUAAACUCGUUUGUACAUAUCUUCGUCUACCUGUACUAUGGACUGGCUAGUCUAGGACCAAAAGUGCAAUCCUACUUAUGGUGGAAACGUUACCUCACUCUCCUGCAAUUGUUCCAAUUUAUGGCUAUCGCUGUCCACUCCUCCUACAACCUGUUUAGCGAGUGCCAAUUCCCAGAUGGAUUUAAUCUGGCUGUCUUCAUCUAUAUCCUCAGCCUUAUUGUUCUCUUCUUGAAUUUCUAUUACCGGACCUACAUAAGGAAGAAACAGAAGAAAACAGAUUAAAAGAAGUUACAUCAAGAUAUUCUGAGAGAGACUGUUGCUGGCUCUGGAAUUUUCCAGCAUCUUUGACUGCCUUUGUACCAACUCUUCCAAGAUGAAGUGCCUGGAAUGUAGUGAUGAAAAGGGAUUUGUGCUGUUUGUUGCGUGGUUGCCCUAUAGAUAUUUUCAUGGGAUUAAGAACAAAAGAAGGGGCAGUUGAGGAACUGAGCCUCUCCCCAUUGUUGGACACUCUUGAAACACACUCCUUGGAUUUCAUCUUUUGAUUCCUUUGACACAGACCGAGCUCCUAGUGUGUAGUCUUUCAAAUAAUAAAAAGCAGCAUUAUAUUUUCUAACUACCCCAUCUCUAAAUUAUCAUAAUUGCUUUGUCAGCAUGGUCCACCUAACCAAAGAUUUUUUUUCCAGUAGCUAUGAAUUACUUACGUCAGUUCACUGGAAUGGCGUAAGAGUGAUGACUUUCUUCUGUUGGAAUGAUUGCUUCAGACAUCUUGCUGUAGCACUGCUGAAACGAAACAAAUAUAGAUCUGAUCAGCAGCCUUGAUGAGUGACCUUGGAAACUGUCACGGAAUUUGUACAGAAGAGAUUUGUACCGAAAGAGUAGUAUGCUAGUUAAGGACAACCUAAGGUCAAUCCUGUACAUGUAUUUUAUUACUUCCAAAUGCAUGUACAUUGAUUGUAGAAAUUCUCUUUUUAAAUCCUAUAUUUAAAUGGCCAUUUGCCUGAAUAAAAAGAGUUUUAAAAUACUAA